This is a messenger RNA of Microplitis demolitor, 1000 nucleotides long. RefSeq names its product troponin I (gene wupA). The record is from RefSeq and is a predicted model, not a curated record. The coding region runs from base 124 to 744 and encodes 206 amino acids. The transcript is spliced from 8 exons. Gene Ontology annotation, biological process: muscle contraction. Gene Ontology annotation, cellular component: troponin complex. NCBI's taxonomy places the organism in Eukaryota, Metazoa, Arthropoda, Insecta, Hymenoptera, Braconidae.
GGGCCGUGAAAAAAUAAUCUUUAGUGCAUUACAGUCUGCUGCUUAACUUUCAGUAGACUAGUCACAUACCCAACUUAUUUAUCCUCCGCUCCAGGAAUUUGAGAAAAAUCAAGAGUCUUUACCAUGGCUGAUGAUGAGGAAAAGAAGAAGAAGCAGGCGGAGACCGAGCGGAAGAGGGCGGAGGUCCGCGCUCGUCUAGAAGAGGCUUCCAAGGCGAAAAAAGCAAAGAAGGGUUUCAUGACCCCUGACAGAAAAAAGAAGCUAAGGUUGCUUUUACGUAAAAAAGCUGCGGAAGAGCUGAAGAAAGAACAGGAACGCAAAGCUGCGGAAAGAAGACGGAUUAUUGAAGAACGAUGCGGUCAACCAAAAGAUAUUGAAAACGUCAGUGAAGAGGACUUGAAGGAGAUUUGCCAAGCGUAUUACGAACGCGUCUACGCGUGUGAGGGUCAGAAGUGGGAUUUGGAGCGUGAAGUACGGAAAAGGGACUAUGAGAUCUCCGAACUCAACAGUCAGGUGAAUGAUCUCAGAGGCAAAUUUGUAAAGCCUACCCUGAAAAAGGUUUCCAAAUACGAAAAUAAAUUCGCCAAGCUUCAAAAGAAGGCGGCUGAAUUUAAUUUCAGGAAUCAAUUGAAACAAGUCAAGAAGAAGGAAUUCACUUUGGAAGAGGAGGACAAAGAGAAAAAACCGGAUUGGUCAAAGAAAGGAGAGGAGAAGAAGGUAAAGGAAGAAGAAGUCGAGGCAUGAGAAAUAUGAAUUCUACCCAAAAACAAAUAUCACCUAAAAAAAAAAUUACAACAUCCAUUAAAAAAAUUUUCACUUUUUUUUUUUUUUAUUUGUUGUUUAAAGAAAGUUUUUUUAACCUUCCAAUUUUUUGUGUAAUCAAACCCCAAGAUUAUCCUGUCUUGUAUUUUCGUUAUUUCUAUAAUUUGAAAUAAUCAGUAUAUUGUAAAAUAAUUGUCUUUGUUUAGUUAAUUAUUUUUGUGUUAAUAAUUAUUAAAAA